Paramecium octaurelia is the source of this 745-nucleotide messenger RNA. The record is from the annotation of a GenBank genome assembly. Lineage: Eukaryota; Ciliophora; Oligohymenophorea; Peniculida; Parameciidae.
AUGUUUAUAAACCCUAUUAACUCAAUGUUCUUCUGCUUACCAUAUUUUUAUUCCUUUCAGUUGCCUCAACCCUUGGUUAAGGAGGAGGCUUCAGAUACUGAGAAAGAAUAAACCGUAGAUAAUAUUUAAGAACAAACGAAUGCUAGUGGAAUAGUGCGAGGAAAAGGGUAGCUAUGGUCUAAAGAGGAGGUGGACAACUUAGUAAAAUACUAUAAGUAGUAUCAUGGGGAUUGGAAAAAGGUCAUCAAACACUUGAAAGGAAGAAACAUUUCCCAGUGUUCAUAGAAGUUUCGAAAGCUUUAAGAUUAAGAUAAAAGAACAAAAAGGAAAUGGUCGAGUAUGGAGGAUAAAAUACUAUUGGAAAGUUACGAGUAGCAUGGAAGACAAUGGAUUAAGAUAGCUGAAAGUAUUAUGUCAAAUUACUAAAUAUAGAACUUCCGGGAAGGACUUCAAAACAAGUCAGAGAUAGAUAUGUAAAUCAAAUAAACCCAAUACUCAACCAUUAGGAGUGGAGUGAAGAAGAGGACUAAAUAAUAAUGAAGUAAUUUUAACAGAAUGGACCACAUUGGGCUCAGAUAGCCAAGCAGCUGAACAACAGAUCUGUAAUUCUGUAUUCUUAAAUUCUAGGAAAAUUAAGUCAAAAAUCGGUUCUAUUAUACUAUACACAAAAAGUAUAAUGGGGAGCUACAUCCAUAUUUGAAAAUUUAGAAUUGAUUCUCGUUAUUUCACUCAAUUUUAAUAUAAU